UUAUUUUGAUAUAAUUUUUUGUGCAGCUUUUUGAUUUGUCAUCUCUUCUGAUUUUUUCCCCUCUUUAUUAUGAAGCUUUAAUAAAGCUAAUGUGUUGUUCCAUUUGAGCUGCAACAAUGUACUUUGGGUCAUGACAUUAAUCCACAACACACCAUUUUUACAACAUCCAAAGACAAAGUCCUAGGAUAAGAAGUGGGGAGGAGAGAGGGAACACCAAUCUAUUGUUUCUUUUGUUUUCAUUACAUUGUUGUCUUCUUAGCUUCUUCUUCUUGCAUUGUUACUGCCCUACCCAUGAUCUUGGAACUGAGAUGCUUCAUUGAGUGAUAUUAGAUCUCAAGUUGAAGUCUUUGAAGAUACCCAUUGCUCACAGAGUCAUGGGGGGUGUGAGUUUGAGGGAAUCAUGGUGUUUCUGCAAAGGGGUGAGUAAGUCUGAGAGAAUGAAAGCUGCAAUCUUUACAGGGAAGGGUCAAGGUAUGGCUACUAUCACCGGCAUUUCUCCAAAUGGGGUUUCCGGUACCGGAUUUUUAAUCCACCGGAAUCUUCUUUUGACAACUCACACCAAUCUUCCCUCGGUGGUGGCCGCCGACAGUGCCGAGAUCCGGCUGCACAAUGGUGUGGCUGCAACUCUUGUUCCUCAGAGGUUUUUCAUUACAAGUUCUGUUUUAGAUCUUACAAUUGUGGGUUUAGAUGAUGCGGAUGGGGACUCAAAUGCACAGGGUCAAUACCCUCACUACUUGAAGACCAGUUGCAAAGCCAAUCUGGAUCUGGGAAGUGUAGUUUACCUUUUAGGCUACACAGAAAAACAGGAGCUCACUGUUGGUGAAGGAAAGGUGGUCAUAGCCACUGACAAUCUCAUAAAAUUAUCAACUGAUGGAAUUCAAUGGAGUCCAGGUUCAGCUGGUUUUGAUGUGCAUGGAAAUCUAGCUUUUAUGAUAUGUGAUCCUAUGAAGUUAGCCACAUCACCAAAUACCAAAUCACCUUCAACUUCAUCCUCAUCGUCGUCCUCUUGGAAGAAAGAACUCCCCAUGCAGUUUGGCAUACCAAUUCCUGUCAUAUGUGAUUGGUUAAACCAGCACUGGGAAGGCAACCUUGAUGAGCUUAACAAGCCAAAAUUACCAAUCAUGCGGUUGAUGUCUACCGGGCCGAGGAGCGAGCAUUCAUGUGCUUCCUUCACCCUUCGACAAGUUUUCAAGUCAACAGAAGGCAAUGAUGAUGGCACCACAUCUUCAUCAAACAAUGCUUCAAAGACAAGAGAUCAGGGACCAAGCUCUUCUGCUGUUACCAACACAGUUGAAGAAGAAAGCUUGAUCACUAAUCCAAAUGCUGCGCAUGUCCAGGGAAUUCCCACCCCAGAAAUAUACGAAUCACCUAGAGUAACUGCUGUGCCACUCAGAAGGAAAGAAAACAUACCAUUGCAGCUUUUGGACAUCAACUUUCCUCCAAGGUCAGCCAAAGCUGCAGUUUUGGCACAAUCAUCCAAACCAAAGUCUGCUGAAAAUCAUGCCACAGACCCUUUUCCUGAAAACCAAACAGAAGGAGAACAAAACAAGCACACAAGGCCAACAACUCCUAUUCCAGACGUUUCCUCAACAGGGUCUGUCAAUGGAGCUGCACAGAGCGAGGUUCAGUCCAGCUCGUCUCCGGUGGAAGUACCAGAGAUGCAGAACGGAUACAGCAGCGAAGGAGAGACCAUGUACUCGGCCGAAACCGCGGAGAGCCGGAACUACACAAGCCCCAGAGAGUUGAAGUUUCAGCAAGUGGGAAGGAGCCAGAGUUGUGUGAGUUACAACAGGUGGGGUGCUGCACCAAGAAGCCAAGUUGCUCGUGGAAUGAUGGUGGAAAAUCAGAGAAGCUUUAUGCAUGUGAAGAGAAUGUACUCACAAGGUGCAGCAACUUCUCAACGAAGCAAUGACUAUUUCAGCCCCACUGUCUCCUCCAUCAUGAAACGUAACAGCAGCUCAAGCAAGCCACCUCGGCAAACUCCUGUUCAUUCUCCUUCACCCAGAUGGAUGUUCUGAUUGAUUGAUACUUCAUAUAUGAUCAUAUUUCAAGUUCUUACAGUAAAAUUAUAAAAAUUUAAAGAGAAAGAGUAUAGUUGCUUCA
Messenger RNA from Vigna angularis (adzuki bean), 2103 nucleotides. RefSeq lists its product as uncharacterized. NCBI's taxonomy places the organism in Eukaryota, Viridiplantae, Streptophyta, Magnoliopsida, Fabales, Fabaceae. The transcript is spliced from 2 exons. The coding region runs from base 375 to 2018 and encodes 547 amino acids. The record is from RefSeq and is a predicted model, not a curated record.